UUUUUAGACACCGACGUGUUGUGGUCGGUAUCCUCGCUGCGUUUUUGUUUUCUAUUUAUUUGUGGAUAUAUUUCAGAUUUGUGUGACAGAAUUUAUUGUUUGUGACAUCGUAUCACUUCUGCUGCCUUGGAGUUUUAAACAUUUCCUUUAGGGCCGUCUCCUUACUUUUAGAUAAUGAUGAAAAAUAACUGAUUACCUGGGCAGUUAAACUGCUGUAGUGGCAGAAACAAAAUGAUGAGAGAAGGAGCAUCGACUUUUCUUGUUCUGCUAGUGGUAUCUAUAGUCAAAGAAAGCACCUCGACAGAGAGAAAGCAAGAAUGCAAAGGACGAAUUAUUCAUAAUCAAAAGACCAUUGACUGUAGUCAUCGAAACCUGUCAUAUAUUCCAAAGACUGAAAAACACGUUAUGGACUUGAUUUUAAGCUACAAUGAUUUAAGAAACAUCUCAUCUGAAACAUUUGGAAAUGUAAGCGAUCCGGACAGUCUGAUUAGCCUCGAACUUGAUCAUAACAAUAUUCAGAACGUUUCUCUAAGGGCCUUUGAUAACUUUCAAAAUUUGAAAUACUUACAUCUGUCAUACAAUCCAAUAUACUACGGAAAUAUGAAAAAUCUGUUAGGUGAUUUGUCUAACUUGAAAUUUCUUUCACAUCUUGUUAUGAGUGGGAUUGGUACCAUAACAAUUCAAAAAGAUUUGUUUUGCUUGAUGAGAACAAACAGGAUAGAAACACUAGAUGUUGCAUUUUACAACAUGAAAACAGUCUCUAUGGACUCCUUCGAGAAUUUCAACAGUUUGACAGCUUUGUAUUUAAACGACAAUCAUAUUGAAAAUAUAAAACUUUCUCAAAGUAAGCAUUUAAAAAACUUAUACCUUAACUACAAUCAGCUUAAGUCAUUCCCAGACUUUUCUAUCGAUGGAAGUGAAAAGGAUUGCUACUUCCCUAACCUUAAGACUCUCGCUGUUGUAAGUAAUGAUAUUAAAGAAAUUGGUUUCGACAAUUUUAAAUGUUUAUUGAAAUUGAAAUCACUUGAACUUGAUCAAAACCCCAUAAAAGUAUUACCAAACAACCUCUUGUCAAAAUUACCAAACCUUGAAUCACUGCAGCUUAGGUUUCUACGCGGAAACAGUCUGACAGUCAAGCGAUUGGCUUUCAAAUCAGCAUCACUCAUAAAAUUACAACUAGAAUUUAACAGACCUGCGACAGAAGUGUUUGAAUCUUUCACUGACACGUUUAGAUUUUUGCCAAAUUUGAAAAGUUUAGGUUUGGGGUUUAUGAGUAUGCUACUAUUAACUAACCAGCAAUACUCAGCAUUAUUUUCACCACUCGCUAACAUCAGUUCGUUUAAGUGUUUUGCAUGUCAGAUUUCGCAGGAUCCAAAAAUCAUCUUGAAUCAUAUGAGAAAUAUUAUUAAAUUCAAUCUUCAGUCGAAUCGAAUUACAACAUUAAGUGAUGAAACAUUUAAGAACAAUAAGCACUUGCGGUAUCUCAGUUUAAGAUAUAACGACAUUGCACAUGUACAAGAGUCGGUCCUACCAAUGUCACUUCUCAAUAACUUACAUUCACUAGAUCUCAGUCAAAAUCCUUUCGUUUGUAACUGUAACCUGGAAUGGCUCAUCAACUGGAUGAGAACAAAGCAAGGUGAUCUAACAUGA
Molecule: messenger RNA, 1650 nt
Organism: Mercenaria mercenaria
Lineage: Eukaryota; Metazoa; Mollusca; Bivalvia; Venerida; Veneridae
Product: carboxypeptidase N subunit 2-like
Exons: 2
Coding region: 232-1650 (472 amino acids)
Cellular component (GO): extracellular matrix
Molecular function (GO): protein binding
Source: RefSeq, a predicted model, not a curated record